Messenger RNA from Molossus molossus (Pallas's mastiff bat), 2718 nucleotides. RefSeq names its product protocadherin gamma-A11-like. Gene Ontology annotation, cellular component: plasma membrane. Gene Ontology annotation, molecular function: calcium ion binding. The record is from RefSeq and is a predicted model, not a curated record. Bases 155 to 2626 code for a protein of 823 amino acids. Gene Ontology annotation, biological process: homophilic cell-cell adhesion. NCBI's taxonomy places the organism in Eukaryota, Metazoa, Chordata, Mammalia, Chiroptera, Molossidae. The transcript is spliced from 2 exons.
UACUCACAGAUCCUGAUGCUGGAAACUUAAAAGUACGGACUUCUCUUCUCUCUAAUGUAUUUUGGAUGCUGUCAUCCUGGGACCUCAUAGAUACAUAGGCUGAAUCAGGACAAACCGGCUCAAGAAACCGCGGAAUAUCGGCUCAGCCACCGCCAUGGCGAAUCAGCAACUACGCCUGGACCGCAGCGGGCUGGUCCUACUGUACAUUUUCCUGGGGAAGCUGCGGGAGUUUGGGGCCGAGCAGAUCCGAUACUCGGUGCCAGAAGAGACAGACAAAGGCUUCUUCGUGGGCAAUAUUUCCAAGGACCUGGGGCUGGAGCCCUGGGAGUUGACGGAGCGCCGCGUCCGCAUCGUCUCCAGAGGAAAGGCGCAGCUUUUCGCUCUGCAUCCGCGAAGUGGCAGCUUGAUCACUGCAGGUAGGAUAGAUCGGGAGGAGCUCUGUGAGACGAUGUCCUCCUGUUUUCUUAAUAUGGAGAUACUUGUGGAAGAUACCCUCAAGAUUUACGGAGUGGAAGUGGAAAUAAUGGAUAUUAAUGAUAACGCCCCCAGCUUCCGGGAGGAGGAAGUAGAGAUUAAAGUCAAUGAGCACGCAACUCUGGGAUCGAGAUUUCCCCUUCCUCAUGCUAGGGAUCCAGACGUAGGUAUGAACUCCCUACAGCGCUACCAGCUCAGCCCUAAUAGUUACUUUUCCUUGCAAGUGCGAAGCAGAACCGAUGGGGCCAACAAUCCGGAACUAGUGCUGGAGGAGACCCUGGACCGGGAGAAAGAGGCUGCUCACCUCCUCCUCCUUACAGCCUUAGAUGGAGGAGAUCCUAUCCGCCAGGGCACUGUUCCCAUUCGUGUGGUGGUCCUGGACAUAAAUGACCAUAUCCCAAAGUUUACACAGUCUGUUUAUCGAGUGAGUGUUCCUGAGAACCUCAGCUCUGGAUCUCCGGUGCUCAUGGUAAACGCAACUGAUCCAGAUGAGGGAAUCAACGGGGAAGUGGUGUAUUCAUUCAGGAACAUGGAAAGCAAAGCUUCUGAAAUAUUCCAGUUGGAUUCUCGAACUGGAGAAGUCUCAAUACAGGGGCCUCUGGAUUUUGAGAAAUAUAGGUUCUAUGAGUUGGAAAUUCAAGGUCAAGAUGGUGGAGGUUUCUCCACCACUGCUAAGAUGAUGAUCACAGUUGUGGAUGUGAAUGAUAAUGCUCCAGAAAUAACUAUCACAUCUUCUACUAACUCAGUGCUGGAAAACUCUCCUCCAGGUACAGUAAUUGCUCUUCUAAAUGUUCAAGAUCAAGACUCCGGAGAAAAUGGUCAAAUUUCUUGUUUCAUUCCUAACAACCUGCCUUUUAAUUUAGAAAAAACUUACGGAAAUUAUUACAAGUUGAUAACAGACAGAGCGCUGGACAGAGAGCAGGUCCAGAGCUACAAUAUAACAUUGACAGCUACAGAUCAAGGAAAUCCACCCUUGUCUACAAAAACUCACAUUUUAUUGAAUGUAGCAGAUGACAACGAUAACCCACCCACUUUUGCUCACUCCUCUUACUCAGCCUACAUUCCUGAAAACAACCCUAGAGGAGCCUCCUUCUUCUCAGUGACCGCAUUUGAUUGGGACAGCAAAGAAAAUGCCAGGGUCACUUACUCCCUGGUCCAGGACACCAUCCAGGGAGCUCCCCUGUCCUCCUACAUCUCUAUCAACUCAGACACUGGUGUCCUGUAUGCACUGUGCUCCUUCGAUUAUGAGCAGUUCCGAGACCUGCAGCUACAAGUGAUAGCACAGGACAGUGGGGACCCUCAGCUCAGCAGCAACGUGUCCCUGAGCAUAUUUGUACUGGACCAGAACGACAAUGCACCAGAGAUCCUGUACCCUGCACUCCCCACUGAUGGCUCCACCGGUGUGGAGCUGGCACCCCGUUCCGCAGAGCCUGGCUACCUGGUGACCAAGGUGGUAGCUGUGGACAGAGACUCAGGCCAGAAUGCCUGGCUGUCCUACCGCCUGCUCAAGGCCAGCGAGCCAGGGCUCUUCACGGUGGGGCUGCACACAGGCGAGGUGCGCACUGCGCGUGCCCUGCUGGACCGAGAUGCCCUCAAGCAGAGCCUAGUGGUGGUGGUCCAAGACCACGGCCAACCUCCACUCUCGGCCACCGUCACUCUCACUGUGGCUGUAGCCGACAGUAUCCCAGAGGUCCUGGCUGACCUGGGCAGCCUGGAGUCUCCCGCUAACCCCAGUGAUUCGGGCCUCACGUUAUACCUGGUGAUGGCGGUGGCUGCAGUCUCCUGUGUCUUUCUCGCCUUUGUCAUCGUGCUGGUGGCGCUCAGGCUGAGGCGCUGGCACACAAUGCGCCUGCUCCAAGCUUCAGGAGGCGGGUUGGUGGGCGUGCCCGCUUCGCACUUUGUGGGCGUGGACGGGGUGCGGGCGUUCCUGCAGACCUAUUCCCAUGAGGUCUCCCUCACCGCGGACUCGCGGAAGAGUCACCUGAUCUUUCCGCAACCCAACUAUGCUGACACUCUGAUCAGCCAGGAGAGCUGUGAGAAAAGCUGUGAGAAAAGCGAGCCUCUCUUGAUAGUUGAAGAUUCAGUUACCGGUUUAGGCAAAUGUAACUCUACAGAUAAUCAGGAACUCGGUUUGGCCUGGAGUCCGCUAUAGAUGCAGAUGUAGGCCCUCACGCUCUCCAAAGUUACCAGCUCAGCUAUAAUGAGCACUUUUCUCUGAUGGUGAAGGAUAAAACUAAAGGUAAG